Messenger RNA from Erythranthe guttata (spotted monkey flower), 1352 nucleotides. RefSeq names its product reversibly glycosylated polypeptide 1 (gene RGP1). Gene Ontology annotation, molecular function: UDP-arabinopyranose mutase activity. Gene Ontology annotation, cellular component: Golgi apparatus; cytosol; plant-type cell wall. Gene Ontology annotation, biological process: plant-type cell wall organization or biogenesis; UDP-L-arabinose metabolic process. NCBI's taxonomy places the organism in Eukaryota, Viridiplantae, Streptophyta, Magnoliopsida, Lamiales, Phrymaceae. The record is from RefSeq and is a predicted model, not a curated record.
CAUACAAAAAAACCGUUCCCACCGGUCCCGCGUUUUUUUCCCUCGUAAUAAAUACCCCUUAUUCACACCCACACUUCACAACUCACAAUACUCAUCUUCCACCACCACCUUUUACCUCUCUCACUCUCUCUUUCCCUCCUCCUCCAUCAACCGCCGCCAUGGCCGCCGCACCACCGCCGCUGAAAGACGAGCUCGACAUUGUGAUUCCGACGAUCAGAAACCUCGAUUUCCUGGAAAUGUGGAGGCCGUUUUUCGAGCAAUACCACUUGAUCAUAGUACAAGAUGGUGACCCUUCGAAGACCAUUAGCGUCCCACAGGGAUUCGACUACGAGCUCUACAACCGCAACGACAUUAACCGAAUCCUCGGCCCUAAGGCAUCGUGCAUUUCCUUCAAAGACUCCGCUUGUCGUUGCUUCGGCUAUAUGGUCUCCAAGAAGAAGUACAUCUUCACCAUUGAUGAUGACUGCUUCGUUGCGAAAGAUCCAACGGGCAAACAAAUCAAUGCGCUCGAACAACACAUCAAGAAUUUGUUGUGCCCGUCGACACCACUCUUCUUCAACACUUUGUAUGAUCCAUUUAGGGAAGGCGCCGAUUUCGUGCGCGGCUACCCUUUCAGUCUCCGAGAGGGGGUCCCGACAGCUGUCUCUCAUGGGCUAUGGAUGAACAUACCCGAUUACGAUGCUCCCACGCAGCUCGUCAAGCCCCGCGAGAGAAACACUAGGUAUGUUGAUGCAGUGUUGACAAUACCAAAGGGAACCCUAUUUCCCAUGUGCGGAAUGAAUCUGGCCUUCGACCGUGAUCUUAUCGGCCCCGCUAUGUACUUCGGGCUCAUGGGUGAUGGUCAGCCAAUCGGGCGUUACGACGAUAUGUGGGCUGGCUGGUGCAUCAAGGUGAUUUGUGAUCAUUUGGGAUUGGGGGUGAAAACCGGGCUGCCGUAUAUUUGGCACAGCAAGGCGAGCAACCCGUUUGUGAACCUGAAGAAAGAGUACAAGGGAAUAUUCUGGCAAGAAGAGAUUAUACCAUUCUUCCAAUCGGCCACCCUGUCGAAAGAGUCGACCACCGUGCAGAAGUGCUACGUCGAACUUUCGAAGCAAGUUAAGGAGACGCUUGGAAAAGUCGACCCUUAUUUUGUGAAGCUUGCGGAUGCAAUGGAGACUUGGAUUCAAGCUUGGGAUGAUCUUAAUCCUGCAAAGGCUAACUAAAGAAUAUUGUGCCUUUGUUUUUUUUUUUUUUUUUAAUAUUAUGUUUGAUUUUUGCAAUUUGUUUUCGGCAAUUUUCGUAUGUUAGGUGGUUAUUUUUUAUAUAUAGAGAUCCUACGAAUAAGAAGUGAGAAACUAGUUGAUUUUGGUUUG